This is a messenger RNA of Moneuplotes crassus, 1685 nucleotides long. Lineage: Eukaryota; Ciliophora; Spirotrichea; Euplotida; Euplotidae. The record is from the annotation of a GenBank genome assembly.
UAUUAUUCAAAUGUCUUAUUUUGAAGUUCAGAAGGAGAAAUUAAAUCUCUGCCAUAACGAGAAGCUUCUUAAUGGGUUUAUUUGAACACACAAGAAUCCAAUACUAAGCUAUGACAAGGAGGGAGCUCCCUCUUUGAGGGCUCCUUCAAGAAAUGGGUUGAUAUAUUUGACAGAGAGAAAUAUACUAUUUUCACCUAAUUCAGGAGAUAAAGAUGAUAUUAUUGUCAUACCACUGAAUGAGAUCACGGAGCUCAAGAAGCAAAACUUCUUCUUUAAACUCCAGAAAUCUAUUGUCAUAGUAACAGGCAAAAACAAGCAAGAGUUUUGAGGAUUUGGUGAUAGAAACGCCGCUUUUCAGUGAAUUUUGACUCUAUGGAGAAACGUGAACCCAGAAGGAGUUAACUUUACUAUUAGUUGCAAGUGAGAGAUCUGCAUAAGCGCGCAGGAUAAGACAUAUGAAAAUGAGGGAGUUCACCUGAAGUAUAACUGGGGUGAGGAAGAAGAAAUAGAGUCAUACAGGUCCUCUUUUGACCAAAGGAUAGAAUUCAAAUCGUACCAGGCUCCAAAUGUCUCAAAGAAACUUAACUUAGAGUAUUCCGAUAAAGUUCAGAAAUCUCCAAGGCCCAGUCACUCUCCAACUUCUGCUGAGAGUCCAUACCUCUGCAGGACCUUUAAAGGAAUGACUUCCUUCACUGAGCAAUCAGUUGAUCCUAGCUUGGAGGAUGCUAGAAAAAGCCUCAGGAGUACCGCUGCUUCAGAAUUCCCUGAGAUCAGAAAAGAUGAGCUUAUUGAGGUUGACUUGAGAAGUCUAAAGAAGCUCGGAAAGAACAUUACACCAACAAAGAAUGAAACUGAUGUUCUUGAGGCUUACUUUCCAAUGAGUCUUGAGAAGUUCUGGGAGGUCUACUUCUCAGAUGACGCAAAGUUCUCCUUCCAAGACUUCUAUACUCACCAGAAGCAGAAAAAUUUUAAAGUGUCUAAAUGGGAAUCUGUGAAAGAAGAGAGCAAAGAAGAUGCCUCCCAAAAAUUGAAGAGGUCCUUUAAUAUGACCAUCAACAUCAGUGGUGUUCCAUUCUGCUCCUCCUCUAAGUGUAUCAGAGAGAGCACAGUGACUAAGUCUGAUGAAAAGAUUGAAUAUGAGUCAAGCGUCUCCACUCCUGAUGUGCCUUAUGGCAAUUAUUUCUUUCUUAAAGAGAGAUGGGUGGUCGGAUCAACUGUCCCCAAUGGAAAUCAGGUCUAUGUCAGAGUAUUCAUGCACUUGGAUUUCGUCAAGUCCACUUUCUUCAAAUUAAAAAUUGAAUCUAGAGCAGUGAAAGAUUACAGUGAUGACGCCAAGUUGUGGGAAAAGCUAGCUAGGAAGCAUAUCCCCAAGCCAAAGCCAAUAAGAAAGAAAGCUGCCCCAAUUACAAAGGUUGAGGAAAGAAGGAGGAGAAGAAAAACAGCCCCGAUGAAGAAAAAGACCUUAGUGGAAGAGGUUGUUAUUAUGGAGGAAGAAGAUGAGUGUGAGACCUGAGAAUCUCCUCAGAACUCUUGGAUCAACCUACAAGCUAUUCAGAAAAGCUUCAAUCCUCAAUCUAUUCACAACUUCGUGUUGAUCAUCCUCUCAAUGGCAGUGAUGUACCUGUUUUGGAAGGUUUUCUCAAUGCAGAAGCAGAUUGAAUAUUCUCAUUAAACUUAGAUGAAAA